AUGGAUAGUAUCAUCGCUCAAUUGUUUUAUUUCGAGCGGUAUUCAGUUCUUUGUUAUUUCUGUGCUGAAUGUAUGUAUUACAUAACAUUGGACUCUCGGAAUACGGUCUUUCCGCCGUAACCGUCUUUCAGCCUGCCCUUUAUUUGGGGCAGAUUUCAUUUGGGGCUUUUCAUGUGGGGCAAAUCGGGUAUCGGCCCAAUAUUUAUAGCCAACAUUGCAAAUUUUGUUAACUAACUAGCCAAGGUCAGCAUGACAAAAGAAAACUUUUCAUUUGGCUAGCCAAUAUGUCAGAAUGGCUGUCAAAGGAGUUCUUGCUCGUUACUAUUACCUGUGAAUACAUUUUAAAAGUUUGGCUGUCCAAUCGAACUUUUUGGUCAUUCAUUUAUGGGCUUCGGUUACCACUCCUACUCUUUGAUGCCAAUAAACCUGUUGGCUAGCUUUUUUCAAGGCUUCAUAGACAUUCUGAAACGUUGGCUAGCCAAUAUAGCCAAACGGAUUUUUUGUUGGCUCUCAUGCCAACUUUGAUUAGCUAGUCAAACAAUUUUGAAUAUUGGCUAUAAAUACGAUUCCCGAUCUGCCCCAAAUGCAAUCUGCCCUCGAAUGAAGAGCUCCAGUUGAAAGGUUGCGGUUUUUCAGACGCUACUUGUCCAGUCCAUCCAACCAGACAACUGUAUUUGGAGGAAGAGACUUGCGAUGUUUUGGCCAGACCUUCUCAGAUCGCUCAUCGAUCCCUUUUCCAAUAUAAAUCGUCGGAAGUUGAUGGAGAAUUGAAGAGAGUUACAAGAACUAUGACCAAGGAGGUCGUAGAGGAGCAUUUGACCGAGAGUAAUUGCGAUCUGGAGAAACAAGAGAAGAUCCCGGAAAAUGUGAUCAAAAAGGAGAUCAGUAGUAAAGAAAAGAAGGACGUUACUGCCUUCCACAAUGCCAUAAGGGUAAGAAUGUAACCCUAUCUCUGAUUCUCUCAGGUGUUCUACGUUGCAAAGAAGAGUGCGGCUCCCCAGAUCAAAGUGAAGGAUCUUAGAAAUCGGAAGAAAAAUCAGAGAUUCCGAAUGAAAAAGUACAUUUGUAAGUGUAAUUUCGGCGUACACUUAAUACAUUUUGAGGUGAUAUCUGUGAGAAUGCUUUUACGUUGAAGCAAAAUGUCCAAACUCAUAUUUUCGCUUACCACCUGGGCAAUCAUAAGAUCCGAAAAGGCUGUAAAAGAUUCCAAUGCACGAUUUGUGAUGCCGUGAGUGAUUUAUAUUCUUAUUAUUACUGUCUGAAAUUUUAUUUGAGACAUUCAAAAAACUGCCGUUGGCGAAGAAACAUUACAUCUGUGUGCACAAAGGCGAAACUUCGAUGAAAAAAAUCAACGAUUGCCCGCAUUGUGGAAAGGUUUAUCCGACUGGAAGUCUGCUCAGGGAACACAUUACGACCAAACAUUUGUACGUUGCUUUGUAAACCAUCCGUUUUAGUCCAACAUUAAUUUUCCUGUAUAAUACAGGGUGGGCCCCCCGAAGCUGACAACUUCUUUCAUUCGAUUUCUUCGCGGAGACUGCCUUUUUUCCUAAAAUUUAGAUUUUUCUGGGGCUGAGACCCGCUCAGAUUGAAAUAUUAAUAAUCAGAUUGUUAAAUAAAAUUGUUUUUUACCGCGUCCCGACAUUUCGGGUCAGGGACAGCUCGGGUCGCGACACUUCGGGUCAACGAUACCGUUUAAUAUUUUCGCUUCGGGACUGGGAAAAAAGAAUUUUUUGGUGAAUUUGAACAAAUUUUUGAAAUGUUUUCGCUUCGGGACUUGGGAAAAGGAAUUCUAGCGAUUUACUUGUUAUUUGCAUACAAUCAUUACGACUAUGUUCUUACUCCACUCUCUGGCACUGUCUAUGUUUAAAUUCCGUGCUUCCAGUUAAAAACAUGAACAAUGGAUACGAUUUUCUUAUUUGCUCGUGGCUUAUAAACACUAUUUUUCUAAACAAAAAUGAAAAAAUAGACCUCGUUCUCCAAAAAAUCCUUUUUCCCAGUCCCGACGCGAAGACGUUUCAAAAUUUUGUUCAAAUUCUCCAAAAUUCCUUUUUCCCAAGUCCCGAAGCGAAAAUAUUAAACGGUGUCGUCGACCCGAAAUGUCGUUGACCCGACCUGUCGCGACCCGAGUUGUCCCUGACCCGAAAUGUCGUAGCGCCUUUUUUACAACAGUAUUUUAAAAUUAUUUGAGGUACUAGUCGCGGCAAAAAGUCCUUAGAAUUUUCUGCGACUCCGCACUGUGCAUGAACCCGAAAAGUGCUUUUGCACAGUGCAAUUUUCUUGUUUUUGCCUUAUUGUCGCGCGCGAUUCCCGCGACAAAUCAACAUUUCGGGGUGCGAUGAGAUUUGGGGGCCGCGAAAAAUUCUAAGGACUUUUUGCCGCGACUAGUAAAACAAGGAAGGUUUUAACCAAAACUCAAAAGGUGACCAAGUUUUCAAAAUCAUUCCAAAUUAGCGGUUUCGGGUCGAAAAUAAUUUUUCAAAACUUUGUGAAGACAUGGAAAGGUCAAUUCAAAAUAUAUUUUUUUUGAUUUCAAUCCAUUGAAAAUGGCAGGUCUCAGCUUCAGAAAAAUCUAAAUUUUAAUAAAAUCGGCGGAGUCUCCGCGGAGAAGUCGUAAGAAAGAAGUUUUCAGCUUCAUGUGGCCCUCCCUGUGUAAUUGAUAUUUUAGGAAUGAAAAACCGUUUGAUUGUGAGAAAUGUGGUGCCAAGUUUGGUCGAAAAGGAGGAUUGAGAAGACAUGUGAUGAUGGUACAUGAAAAUUACACUUACAAUUGCCCAUACGAGGACUGUAAUCAUCCCGGAUAUAAGUGUUCCAAGGCUUUGGCGGCGCACAUUCGCUCAGUCCAUACGAAAGAACAACCGUAAGUUGAUGGCUUUUAUUACGAUCAUGUAGGUGACGUAUGUAUGCAUGCAGUUGAGGUUUAAGAUACGAAAACAGUUAUAUUAUUCAUCCGUAGCAAUCAAAAUCCUGUUUAUUUAUUAUGAUUCCGUGUUUCAGAUAUGUAUGCAGCAUCUGUAAGCGGGGAUUUGUCCGUCAGAACGACUUGAAGGUCCACGAAGCAACUCAUGGCCUCGGGGGAUUUUCCUGUGAAUAUUGUACCAGGACUUUCAGUCGCCGAAAAGACGUCCAAAGACACAUGGAACGGGCACAUUAA
Molecule: messenger RNA, 3151 nt
Organism: Bursaphelenchus xylophilus (pine wood nematode)
Lineage: Eukaryota; Metazoa; Nematoda; Chromadorea; Rhabditida; Aphelenchoididae
Source: the annotation of a GenBank genome assembly